Molecule: messenger RNA, 753 nt
Organism: Penicillium daleae
Lineage: Eukaryota; Fungi; Ascomycota; Eurotiomycetes; Eurotiales; Aspergillaceae
Exons: 1
Coding region: 1-753 (250 amino acids)
Source: RefSeq, a predicted model, not a curated record
AUGUACCGAAGAACUUCAGGUCAAUUGGACACUAGCAGGCACCCCUGUAGGUCACAUGGGAGGGCGAGCACCGCCUCUACCCGGAGUUUGCUGUUGAACCUGCAAGAAUCCAAACAUAGGAAGCUAAAAGCUAUUCUCGACUUAGAGGAGCAAUCCACUAAGACAGAAAAAGUCCAGAGCGCCGGACAGGAUAAUAUCAAGACUACUCUUGACAUGCCUCCGCCAAUUGAGGUCGACUAUCUCAGUGAGAUAGCCCAGGCUGAAGGAGCUUUCAGAGUUGCUGCUGUUCAACAUCAGAGAAGAAAGAAUGCUUUUGAACGCGAGUUCAACACAGCCUUGAAGAAUAACGGCCUCAAGGACUCCAAGCACUUAAAGCGGGCACUCACGGAGCUGGAGGCGAGCAUCACCGAGCUCAACACCCAGCUCGAGGCUGAGAUCUCUCUCAGGGAUCAGCCCACUGCUGCACCUCCUCCAUUGUCAACCCCAGUGGAUAUUGGUCGCCAAGCAUCCCCUCCUGGCAAGAAGCCUAAAGUCCGGCGUGGCUCCAAAGGCAGAGAGGCACGUCCCACUGGAGGAAUGAAAGACGACGUUGAGGAUAAAGGGAGAGAAGUAACCGAUGGUAGAAGGAAAAAAAGAAAACGGAAACGACAGCACGCUUAUAAACGCCGGUUGGAAUCAGGAGACUAUCAACGUGUGAUGCACGAUGCUCCUAAAGGGAGGUUUCGGAGAUUUCUGGACAAGCUGCAACCCUGA